AUGGGGAUGGAGGAAGAAGGCAGGCCGUUCGCCGAGCUGUCACUCUGGCCCCUCCGGAACUCCGUGCUUCUGUCCCCCGCUGUAGAGUCCACGCGGUGGCUCCGAGCUCCCAGGCCGGGGUCGAGAGCACGCGGCGCGCGGGGCCCGGGGGAGCCGGCGGGCGGGGCGGCUCGGUUCAAGGGCACCAUGCGGGCCGGCCGGGCCCUGCACCCGCUCAGCCAGCGCGAGAAGCGGAAGAGGAGCCUGGAGGUCCUGAAGCAGCGCAUCGCCGAGGAGACCAUCAGCAAGCCCAAGGUGGGCCGGAAGUUCGCCCACUGCGACGCGGUGCCGGCCGAGCUGAAGCGGAGCACCGCGGGGCUGCUGGCCCUCAACGACGUGAAGGCGCGGCAGGAGGCCCUGGGGCGCCAGCGCGAGAUGCAGCGGGCGCAGGGCGAACGGCCGGAGCGGCGGCGACGGAUCUGCGGCCUGUCCUCCCCGCCCGACGGCGGCGACGAGGACCCCGAGGGGGGCGACCCGAGGCGCGAGAAGGUGGAGGCGACGUCCAGCUCCUGCGACGGCUGCGGGCAGCGGCGCGCCGCGCGCAUGCAGGGCGGCGCCGUGCGGCAGCUCCUCAGCCGGGCGCUGAUGGCGCGGCGCCCCGCCUUCCGCGAGCUGCGCGCGGCCGGCGCAAAGCGGCUCCUGUAGGCCGAGGAGGCCCGGCUCCGGCCGCACGACCACACCUUCUACGACCUGAGGGUGGCGCAGGCGCGCGGCAGGAGCGGGCCGCUCUUCACCUUCGACGUGCCCGACGACGUGCGGCUGCGCAGCGACGCCCGCCUGGAGAAGGACGAGUCGCACGCGGGCAAGGCGGCGCCGCGCAGCCGGCGCGAGAAGAACCGGCGCCUCUUCCCCGCCCGCCGCCGGGAGCCCUAGGACCCCGAGAAGCGCUGGGACGGCUGCACGGUCCGGUGA
Molecule: messenger RNA, 951 nt
Organism: Physeter macrocephalus (sperm whale)
Lineage: Eukaryota; Metazoa; Chordata; Mammalia; Artiodactyla; Physeteridae
Gene: FAM50B
Product: family with sequence similarity 50 member B
Biological process (GO): chromatin organization
Cellular component (GO): nucleus
Source: RefSeq, a predicted model, not a curated record